This is a messenger RNA of Scomber scombrus (Atlantic mackerel), 3803 nucleotides long. It is a transcript of the gene lgi2a, whose product is annotated as leucine-rich repeat LGI family, member 2a. Gene Ontology annotation, molecular function: protein binding. The record is from RefSeq and is a predicted model, not a curated record. Lineage: Eukaryota; Metazoa; Chordata; Actinopteri; Scombriformes; Scombridae. Bases 519 to 2222 code for a protein of 567 amino acids. The transcript is spliced from 8 exons. Gene Ontology annotation, biological process: inhibitory synapse assembly.
AGAUUACUGUAUAUAUAAAAAUGUUCCAGUUUAAGAUACAUUACUCCCUCGUGUAUGAGUCAAAUGGUUUGGCCUCAUCGACAGACUUCCACAUGACAUUUUUAGAAAAAUCUUUUGUAUUGUAAAGUCACUGCUAGAAUUGUGCCAAAAUUUGCAGAAAGGGUUUAAUAUGUAUGUAUUUGAUGUCGAUUGAAUAGUAUUAAUUGUAGAAAUCUAUGGAUCUAAUAAACAUGCGGCAGUAUCUGCGUAUAAAAACUGCAAUUUCUAAUAAAUACCACACAUGUCCAAAAAUGUCCAUGUCUACAUGCAAGAAGCGUCUUUGAAAGCAACAUCAUGUGAAACACACGCUUUACCAGAUCGCCAGAAGCAGGCUUAUAUUGGCUUUUUUCCCCGAUGUAUGGCGCAUGGUUGUUUAACCAACAGUUACCCGACCGUAGCUCUGACUUAAUAAAUAAUUAAAGUGGACGGAGGGGAGCUGCAGCUGAUUUGCUGAUGUCAGGGAGCCAGUGCAGCAUUUCAUGGUGCAGGGUGUAAACGCGCGGUGCCAUCUGCCUCGAUCGGUGCUCUCAGCAAACCUCACACAUGCAAGCCCGGCAAGAAAGAUGCUGCCAACUCUUAAGAUUUGGGCAUUAUUUUUUGUGUCGCUGUGCUGCCUGUCUCAGCCGGGUCAUAUGAAGAAGGCUUUCCGAUGUCCUUCAACAUGCAGCUGCUCCAAGGAGUCUAUCAUUUGCGUCGGGUCUAAUUAUGUCCCCAGGAUUAGCCCCAACGACAUCAAUUCUUUGAGUAUCGUCAAUGGGACUUUCUCCGAGGUCAAAGAGGCAAUGUUUUCUCACAUGCCAUCUCUUCAGCUACUGCUUCUGAAUUCCAAUUCUCUCACAACUAUACGGGAUGAUGCAUUUUCAGGCCUUCCACAUCUGGAGUACCUGUUCAUUGAGAGUAAUAAGGUAGAGACUACAUCCAAAUAUUCCUUCAGAGGACUCAGGGAUUUGACGCACUUGUCUUUGGCAAACAACAACAUCAAAGCCCUUCCCAGGGACCUCUUCAUUGACCUGGACUCACUGAUAGAGCUGGACCUGCGAGGCAAUGCCUUUGAGUGUGACUGCCGUGCCAAAUGGCUGAUGAUGUGGUUGAAGAGCACCAAUGCCACAGUGUCGGAUGUCGUGUGUGCUGGACCUGAGGAGUUGAAGGACAAGCGCCUCAAUGAUAUGGCCAGUCUGCACAAUGAGUGCAUCUCAACGGAUUUCACCCUUCAUCAGUCCGUGGCAUCAGAGUCUCUGUCUGUUGACACAUUCAGCUAUAAGGAUGAUGUCUAUGUGACUAUUGCUGCUCCCAGCGCAGAGAGCUGUAUGGUUUUCCAGUGGGACCACAUAGAAAUGAACUUCAGGACUUAUGAUAACAUAACAGGUCAGUCCAUUGUGGGUUGCAAGUCACUUGUUAUCCAGGACCAGGUAUUUGUCAUUGUUGCUCAACUCUUUGGCGGUUCCCACAUCUACAAGUUCGAUGAGGAUCAAAGCAGGUUCAGCAAGUUCCAGGAAAUUGAGGUGUCCAAGAUAUCCAAACCCAAUGACAUUGAGGCAUUCCAAAUUGGCUCUGACUGGUUCUUUGUCAUUGCUGACAGCUCAAAAGCAGGCCUGUCCACUCUCUACAAAUGGAAUGAUAAAGGUUUUUAUUCCUACCAGUCGCUGCACGAGUGGUACCGUGACACAGAUGCAGAGUUCUUGGACUUGGACGGGAAGGCCCACCUUAUCUUGGCAAGCCGCUCACAGGUGCCUGUAAUCUACCAGUGGAGCCGGAGCAACCAGAAGUUUGUCCUACAUGGCGAGAUCCCCAAUAUGGAGGAUGUAGUAGCUGUGAAGCACUUCCGGAUCAAGGAGGAACUCUACCUGGCUAUGACGCGCUAUAUUGGUGACUCCAAAGUUCUACAGUGGAGUCCCAAACAGUUUGCAGAGAUUCAGGCUUUACCUUCAAGAGGCUCCAUGAUUCUCCAGCCGUUCUUUUUCAAAGACCGCUACUACCUGGCCCUGGGAAGUGAUUACACCUUCUCACAGAUGUACCUGUGGGAUGAUGAGAAGAAACUCUUUGAUCGCUUCAAGGAGGUAUACAUCCAGGCACCACGGUCUUUCACUGUGGUUUCGACUGACCGUAGGGACUUCAUCUUCGCCUCUAGCUUUAAGGGGAACACACAGAUCUUUGAGCACAUCAUCAUUGAUUUGAGCUUGUGAGGGGUUGUGCCUUAUUACCCCUCCUGCAAUCGAACGUCUUCCACUAAAAAGAUACAGCCAUGAAGGAAAAAGUAAGGAUGAGAACAGACUUCAUGAACUGUUCAUUCCUGCAUAGUUUUUUUUUUCUUUGCCACAAAUAAGAGCUCAAUCAAGUAGUAUUUGGAUUCCUUUUAUUUUGAGCUCAUCUUGACUGUGUCUCAAUGGCCUUGUCCUAUUAUCUGUUCUCAUGGUAUGUUAGACUUUCAGAGGUCCUACCAUUUCAGAAAGGCUGUCAAUCAAGAGGAGGGACAAUUGGACAAGGCUGCUGGUAUUGUCUUAAAAAUCCAGCUUACAUUCCUGAGGUUGAAAAUAUUUGAAAUAUGAUUUGAGCUGUUUGGAUGUAUAGAUUUUGCAAUGGCAAGUUUGGAUAUCCCUUGUGCUAUUGGUUUUAUAUGAGGAAAAAAUAUACAUUAGGACCUGAGAAAGAUCAUAUUACUAGUUUUGUUUUACUCUAAUUUGGGGUAAUUGAGGAUUAAACGGGUGUGGCUGCUCAUGUAUGUACCACUUACCUCAUGUCCUCCAACCCUGUGGUAAUGUACUGUAUGUUGCCUUAUCAGCGCUGGGGUUCUGUGUUCUGAUGGGCCUACAGUGCCUCCAUCUGGCCAUGAUAAAGUAUCACACCCCUUGCUUUUUCCAUACAGGGAAUGUCUUGAAAGCACAAACCUUUAACUAUUGUUGCUGAGAUACCAGUCAUUACAGUGUAGUUGUUCAGUGGUAAAUAUUACUGUAGGUGCUGUAGAUUAUAUGGCAUACAGUAAAAACCGAAGUGGUUUGUUGUUUAAGAAGGUUAAAUAUUCAGGACUGGAUAUAGCUAAUGCCUUCUUAGGCAAACAUAUAUGAAUGGAUAGACCCCUUUUUACUGGUUGGUACCCUUUUAGUUUAUGAGGUACUAUAAGUGGCAAAAUAGAUAGAAGCUCUUUUUAAUCCAUGUAGUAGAAAGGACCUGUGUUUAGGUGAUGUCAGGGAAAUUAAUCCAUACAAGUUUGAAAAUAACAACUGUUGGUGUACUGACAUAAUUUAACAUUUCUUUAUAGUUGAUUACUAAAAAAGGCUUCUGAAUGGGUCUUUGACACUGGUUUAUCACUUGAACAGAUGAGGUCAAAGGUCAAAUAAAUACAUCUGAUUGAGGACGUAAUUUGUCCAAACAUGGAGAAAGCAAAAUGUUUAUGUAAAUAUAUCUACUCUAGUUUAGAGGCUUUUUCAGUCUGUCAUUCUGUUCUUUGAAAAUACUGAAUGUUGACUGACAAGCUACAAAAUGUACAUAAAACAAGGACUGCAGUGCCACUACCUGUUUGUCACACAAAAAUCAGAAUGAAACUUUGCACUUACUUUAAAAAGAUAAAAUGUAACUGCAGCUUGCAAAAGCAUGACAUUCAAAAAAGAGUGUUUGCUUUAUUCUUUUUAGAUAAACCUAACAAACUCACGAGGUCUUAAAACUCUUCUACUCAUUAAGUGAAUGGCAUUGCAAAUAAAUAAAAAAAACAUAAUGGAAUAUGCAAGCUUUACAACAUGCAGAUUAUUUUAUAUGAUUUUGUUUUAAGC